AUGGCGGCAUUAUCUUUAUGGGGUUCAUGUAGAUGUGUUUUCAGACCACAAGAGCCUCCAGGAAGGCGAACGUGGUGGCCGGCGCUCUCAGUCGAAAAUCCAUGGGUAGUUUGGCUCUCAGCACUUAUACAUACAUUCUCGAAUACUUCAGCUCUAGGAAUGGUGAUGCAUCAAAAAGUUAUGCGGCAAACUUUGUUGGUUCUAUAUUUUCUUCUUCUGAGUCAUAAUGGGGUUCAAGGAGAAACAAAGAGGUAUUCAGAACUAGAGGACUUGGAAUUGGAAAAGCAACUUAAACUUUUGAACAAGCCAGCCAUCAAAACAAUAGAGACUACAUAUGGGGAUUUGUAUGAUUGUGUGAAUUUUUACAAGCAACCUGCAUUUGAUCAUCCAUUGCUGAGGAAUCAUCAUUUUCAUCCUGAGAUGAAACCUGCUUUACGUAGGUUAAAACAAAAUUCAGGUACCUCGACAACUAGUGGGUCAUCAACAAUAUGGCUUAACGGUGAAGGUUGUCCCGUUGGAACAGUUCCUAUUAAAAGAAUUAGCAAGGAAGAUCUUAUUAGACAAAGAUAUAUUCCACCACCAGAAGAUAUCAAAUUUGAUGUCCAAUUGGCUGCUGUUGCAAUAGCUCGAACUCAAAAUGAUCCAAAUAAUAAGUUUGGAGGAGCUACAAUGGCAGCUAGUAUAUGGAAUCCUCAUGUUGAAGGCCAGCAACAUAGUGCAUGUCGAUUGAUAAUUCAAAAGGGAUCAGAUGUUGUACAAGUUGGAUGGAGAGUGGACCCAAUGCUCUACGGGGAUACUAGAACUAGGCUAUUUAUACAUUUUCAGGCUGGUAAUAUUCAUUGCUUCAAUAUACUAUGUCCUGGCUUUGUAUUGGUGAACACUAAGACACCUAUUGAUAUGGUAUACAAUCGUUCUUCACACGUUGGAGCUACUACAUUAUAUGAGGAUACCAUGUCCAUCGAUCGGGAUUUAGUCAAUGGGAAUUGGUGGCUCUUGCUUGAAGAAGACUUCACACAAAUUGGUUUUUGGCCUCAAAGGAUCUUCACCAAUUUGAAAAAUUUCGCUACGAAUGUCGAAUGGGGAGGAGUAGUAUAUAGUCCGCCAGGUAAACCUGAACCCCCAAUGGGCUCCGGCCUUUUUCCCAUUGGAGAUACAAGUCAUGAAGCUUAUUGUAGAAAGAUUGCAGUUAUAAAUGCUAAAGGUGAAACCAUAGAUGAAGAUAAAACUACCGCAUAUGCCGACAAUCCUAAUUUAUACAAGGUUGUUGAUAUACCUCAUUGGCAAGCUGGAAAUCGUCAACAUUUUGUACUCUAUGGGGGACCUGGUGAGAAUAGACAAGUGUAG
Nicotiana attenuata is the source of this 1344-nucleotide messenger RNA. RefSeq lists its product as uncharacterized. The record is from RefSeq and is a predicted model, not a curated record. The transcript has 9 exons. NCBI's taxonomy places the organism in Eukaryota, Viridiplantae, Streptophyta, Magnoliopsida, Solanales, Solanaceae. The coding region runs from base 1 to 1344 and encodes 447 amino acids.